Messenger RNA from Gavia stellata (red-throated loon), 4189 nucleotides. RefSeq names its product CASP8 and FADD like apoptosis regulator (gene CFLAR). The record is from RefSeq and is a predicted model, not a curated record. NCBI's taxonomy places the organism in Eukaryota, Metazoa, Chordata, Aves, Gaviiformes, Gaviidae. The transcript has 11 exons. Gene Ontology annotation, biological process: proteolysis; negative regulation of extrinsic apoptotic signaling pathway via death domain receptors. Gene Ontology annotation, molecular function: cysteine-type endopeptidase activity; protein binding. Bases 740 to 2209 code for a protein of 489 amino acids.
GGACCCCAGCAGGUUUGCUUGCGCAGCUCCGAAUUUCAUCUCCUGAGGUAGACUACAAAACAAAACGAAAAGCAUAAUCCUUCCCUCGCCUCGCCCAAAAAUACUUAACGGCCGGACUCACGGUAAAAUCGUAAGGGUUAGCGAACGUGGCUGGGCAGAUGUAUAACGGUGGUAAGGCGGCUAAAGCCAGUUCCCUCGUCCCUCAGCGAGGGGACAUCUCUGCCUUGAACAGCGUUGCUGUCUACGCGCAGAGGCGGCUCAGGUCUCUCCAACAGCCGUAAGAGGUACGAGCGAAAAGCACCCCGAGUGCCUUACUGAUGUGAAAGAGAAGCGAUCCUCGAAACCACGCCCGGUGCCGGCGAGCCUGUUGCUAGGCCGGCACCGCCCCUCCUUCUCCCUGUUCCCAUUGCCGGACCUGGCCCCGCUGCUGUAGAUGAGACUUCCCCGGCGCGUUUGGAAGAUGAGCUGAUAUAAUCAACUUUGUCUAUGGACCGUCAUUGGAAAAUACUGGAUGGAAACCAGUGUGUGCUGAAUCUGGAUCAGUGAUUUGACAAUGGUCAAGUGCCAGUCUUCCAAUGUUCUUACAGACAGACUUGCAUACAGAACUGCUUAUGUAAAAAUGCAUCUAGUUGAGAAUGAACACCAGAGGAGUGCUGUGGUAGACAUGGGCUUCCUGUCAUGUUGGCUUCCUGUUUAAAAAACAGUAGGCUGGCAAUUUUAAAGGGACAGCGACAAAGUGAUGACCAGGUGCCAAGUGCCAGCUGUUCUUAUUCACCAGAUUGAACAAGAAUUGGAUAAAGAAGAAGAAGAGAUGAUGGUUUUCCUGUGCCGAGAUCUUGCUCCUGACUUGGCCACUGCUGACCUUAGAGACCUCUUGGUGGCUUUGAAUGAGAGGGAGAAAUUGUCUUUUCUUGGCUUGUCUGAGCUGUUGUACAGAGUUAAGAGGUUUGACUUGCUGAGGAGGAUCUUGAAGACUGAGAAAGCAACAGUGGAAGCUAAUCUUGCGAGGAGUCUCACACUUGUCCCUGAUUACAGGGUACUAAUGGUAGAGAUUAAUGAGAAUCUGGAAAAAGAAGAAGUGAGUUCUCUUGUUUUUCUACUCAGAGAUUACGCACCUCGUAUGAAAAUGGCAAAAGAUAAGAGUUUUCUAGCUCUUGUGAUUGACCUGGAGAAACUAAAUUUGGUGGCUCCCAAUCAACUGGAUUUGAUAGAAAAUUGUUUUCGGAGUAUUCACAGGAUAGACUUGAUUAGGAAGAUUCAGAAGUACAAACAUGAAGCUUUAAUGUCCUCCGUUCAUUCUCAGCCAGUAUAUGUAAAUGCACUUCAGGCAUCUCUCCCUAAUCUCAGUCUGAUUGAUCCUCCUUAUAAUUCAGGGAUCCAGAAUAUGAACAAAGAAAAAACACAAAAUGGACAAAGUCUUAUUCACGCAGAACCAGUCCACAUGUCCAUUGAGGAGUCGGGACCAGUGUCACAUAAGGUGUUUGAUGAUGAGUACAGAAUGCAAAGUCAACCUUUAGGAAUAUGCCUGAUAAUUGACUGUAUUGGCAAUGACACAGAUGUGUUGGAAGAGGCCUUCAGAGGCUUAGGCUAUGACGUUCAUUGUCACAGAUAUUUAAAUAUGAACACCAUGAAUCAAACGCUGCUUGAAGUUGCAAGGUUGCAGAAGCACAGAAAUUGUGACAGCUUCAUUUGCAUAUUGGUCAGCCGUGGAAGUCCUCAGAGCAUCUUCUGUACAGACCAUACCUUUUCUGGAUUCCCUUUGGAACAAAUAAAGAAAUACUUUACAGCAGACUCAUGUCCUGAACUCCUAGGAAAACCAAAGCUUUUUUUUAUUCAAAGUUACAUUGUGCCAGAAAAUGAGCAAGAAUGUACUAGUCUGUUGGAAGUAGAUGGGAAUGAUGAGAAAGUCAUUGCUAACCCAAAAAUCCCUUGGAAAGUCACUAUCCCCCAAGUAGCAGACAUCUUUUGGAGUCAGUGCAAAGUGGAUGUGUCUACACUAGAAAAAUCUCCAAGUUCAUCCUCGUAUUAUCUGCGUUGUCUGGCUGAGCUACUCCGCAAUCCUCAUAAAAGGAAACUUUCUAUAUUAGAUAUCCAUACGGAACUCAACAGAAAAGUCUAUGAGUGGAAUAAGACCACUGACCCAAGUCAACAAUACUCACUUCUGCUCCGGCACACACUGAGGAAGAAACUUUUUCUUUCUCCCACGUAACUGCUGUUGGAAAGAACACGUCUGAAGUGGCUAAUGAGAAACGCUAUGAUCCAGACAGUUUCACGCAUACUUUUACUUUAUGCAUUGUUAUUGCAUGUAUAUCUAAAGUGCCUAUUGCUUCCAAACCUAGGGAUUUAGAAGCAUUUUGGUGUUAAGGCACUAGAUUUUAUAUUUUAAUACAGAAGUUUCUGAAAGCUUGCAUGAGAAUGGCAGCUAUCGUAUAGCACCACAACAGAUCUUACAACCAAGUACAACAGGUAAACAGGGUGGAAAGAGCUCUAAACUGUGUAGCUGUUGGGUUUUCCAGAGUUUUGCUGUUUUAUUGGUUGUUUUUUAGCAUACCUAUUAGUAGUGCAGUGAUCUAGGUUCUUCUGUUGAUGCUUAAAACAAAUAUAAGCCAGUGCAAACGACUGAAAUUCACUGGGUGUUUUCCCCAGUACCUAAUAAUGGAAAAUGUGUCAGGAAAGAAUGCCUACCGAGCAAUGCCGGUUCUUCAUUAACAAGUUCUGGCUUGCGUGCCUCCACAGACUAGCAAAACAGAAGGAGGAGAGAGAUGGUCUUUUACGUUAUUUGGAUACCACCUGCCUGCUGCAUUAGAGGUUGUGAUUCACCCAGAAGCCUGUGUUGUCAGUACUGUACACAGCACAGGAGGGUUAUAUGUUAAUAAAUAAGACAAUCUGCUGUGUUUUGGGCUAACUGUUUUCCGCUGAUGCAAAAAUGAGUCUACAUGUGGCAGGGCUUUACAGUAAUCUACCACACAGUUAAAAAAAUGUGGGAUAUUGGCAGAUGUUUUGUGGAAGCUGAAACAUGGUUCACACUUGUUGCACCAGGCAUAGUUGUAAAAGUACACUUCAUGAUAUUUGAACCCGAAUGUCGUGUAGGAGGCACUGGCUCUUGAGACUGGAUUAAAUUAAACACCCCACCCUCACUGCUUUUGCUUAUGAAAAAUGAUACGUCUUUAUUAAUUGAAUUUUUUUUUUUCCAAGGGUUGCCCUUGUUCUUCUGAAAAAGACGUGAGUGAAAAUUGUCCUAAAUACAGAAAUUUUUCUCCAGUGGGGCAGAUGCCUAACAUGAAGAGUUCAGUUAACCUGCUUAUUAUAUAACAGUAUAACCAGGAUGAGUUGUACUGAAAUUUUUUGUCACUGAAUUUAUGGCAUUCUCUUUCCUCCUAAAGUAGGCCACUUGCAAACUUUCAAUGCUCUUAAUACAGUUCUCCUGUCCAGGAAAAAAAUUCAAGGCCUUGGCGUGCCUUGCUUGGUUUCUGGUGUAGUUACACCAUACUCCUUCUGGCAUGUGUUUCAUGCAAGCAGAAAGGAAAGGGUUUUUUUCAAAUACAGGGUAUGCUAGUUCCUUGAGCAAAUGUACUGAAAAAACAUUUUUUGCUAGUGUAGCUGCAUUUGAUUUGAGCAAAAAGCAGGUGUGCUUGCAUAUAUAACUUCAUCAACAAUGCUUUUCAUUGUAGACCAAGUCUAAUAGCCUAUUGAUACUAUACAUUGUAUACUGUAAGUAUACAUUAGUAUAUUGAAUAUAAUUAGCAGGGCUCGGCCGGUAACUUACUCUGGUAGCAGUGACUUUUUUUUGUUCCUCAAUAUUAUGUUGUACUUCUUAGGUGUUGGCUUAACAUCAUUUUUAUUAACUCUUUUUUGAAACCAGGCUUCUUAAGUUUCAUUCAGAAAAAACCAAAUUAGUUUUCAAGUAGCUUUUAUAAUUGAAAGUAAAAAUCACUUUUAUUUGGCAAAGAGUAGAUAGUGAAGUCUAAAAAGUGCUCAGGAGUCCUUCCUUGUUAUGUGAUGUAGACCCAUCUCUUCCUGGCUUAAGAGGUUCCUGAACUGCUGAUUCAUGAGGAUUGUUAAGAGUAUACCAAGAGGAGAAACCCACUGAACAAGUUUUACCUUAUAGUCUUUAUCCAGAUAAAAUGUUAAUAUGAAAAUAGGUAUUUAUUUACAUUAAUGUACCAUUUUGUAUAAUAUAUAAAGUACA